AUGGCUUCAAAUCAACAAGUGAAGCUUUUUGGAAUUGUAGGAAGCCCAUUUGUGACGAGAGCAGAGAUUGCUCUGAAGCUCAAGGGAGCGGAAUAUGAAUAUGUUCAUGAAUCAUUGACCGACAAAAGUGAUCUUCUUCUCAGGUACAAUCCCGUUCACAAGAUGGUCCCUGUGCUUCUUCACAACGACAAGCCAAUCUGUGAGUCGCUUGUCAUUGUUGAAUAUGUCGACGAGACUUUUACAGGUUAUCCCAUCUUGCCUUCUGAUCCUCACCACAGAGCCUUGGCUCGUUUCUGGUCCAAGUUCAUCGACGACAAGGUCUUGCCUGCUAUAUCUAAAGCAGCUUGGAAUCCUGAUGCGAGGGAGAGAGAGAAAGGUGGUGAAGAAUCCUCGGAGGCUCUCAAGACUCUGGAGAAUGAGCUGAAAGGAAAGUUCUUUAAUGGAGAUUCAAUGGGAUAUGUGGAUAUUACUGCAUUGUUCUUGGCUUUUUGGCUGCCUUUAAUUGAAGAAGCUGGUGCGCUUGAGUUGUUCAGUGGUGAGAAAUUUCCAAAGCUUAAGAAAUGGAGUCACGAAAUUCUGAAACAUCCCAUUGUGAAAGAAGCUUUGCCUCCAAAGGAUGUUCUCAUUGGCUACUACAAAACCCGCUUUCAGAGCAUUGCUGCUUCCAAAUAGAUAAAUGGAUUCAUCUUUGUGUUCAUUACCGCAUGUUGUGAUUUCAUGCCAAAAUAAAAAUAUGCAACUUUCUUUUGCAACAAAAUCUCGAUCAUGUGUUUGGUUUUUUUGUUUUGGUCGGGUUGUUAUUUUCUGCCUCUUUACAACUCCCUUUAGGACGUUGUCUGAUAAAAGUUCGUUAUUGGAAUCUUUUAGCAGCUCUUAAGUUAGACUUUUUGCUUUU
Neltuma alba is the source of this 895-nucleotide messenger RNA. RefSeq names its product probable glutathione S-transferase. NCBI's taxonomy places the organism in Eukaryota, Viridiplantae, Streptophyta, Magnoliopsida, Fabales, Fabaceae. The record is from RefSeq and is a predicted model, not a curated record. Gene Ontology annotation, molecular function: glutathione transferase activity. Bases 1 to 672 code for a protein of 223 amino acids. Gene Ontology annotation, biological process: glutathione metabolic process. Gene Ontology annotation, cellular component: cytoplasm. The transcript has 2 exons.